Molecule: messenger RNA, 153 nt
Organism: Peronospora matthiolae
Lineage: Eukaryota; Oomycota; Peronosporomycetes; Peronosporales; Peronosporaceae
Source: the annotation of a GenBank genome assembly
AUGAAAGAGGUCGCAGCUUUUUGGGACGACCGUGGAGGAGUACUGUGUGGCUCACGAGCUCUUGUGCAGAACGUUCAGUCGUUGCUGCAGGCUGUACAUGUCGUGACACUCGAGCAUCUUGCAGUAUAUGUGGGUCAAAGUGGUGGAAGCUAG